Pyricularia oryzae 70-15 is the source of this 1317-nucleotide messenger RNA. RefSeq lists its product as uncharacterized. Bases 131 to 1030 code for a protein of 299 amino acids. Gene Ontology annotation, biological process: mycotoxin biosynthetic process. The transcript has 3 exons. The record is from RefSeq and is a predicted model, not a curated record. Lineage: Eukaryota; Fungi; Ascomycota; Sordariomycetes; Magnaporthales; Pyriculariaceae.
AUAUGACAUACAUCUUUCCGUCUGCCGGCACAGUACAAUACAUACCUCUCGGUACAGCCCUCUCCUGCCGCCCUCGGCGAAGUUAAGCCUUCUCGGCCUUCUCUUCAGAAGCUUCUGCUUUAAUGCCAUCAUGGAGAAAUACAGCCCAACGGAGCCCUUGCACCAGCGUCUGCUGAACCAAGACGCUUCUGAUGACGGCGAGAGCAGCAGCAACAGCAACUUUGGCUUCGCCAUGCCUCGACCUACGUCUGUGCGGAGCAGGCUGAGGGAAAACAUGACCGGAUUUGUUUCCUGUCUGUUGCUCUGUUAUAUUGCCGUCAUCUCAACCGUCAACCUCGCAGCCAAAAGCAGCAGCGGUAACCGCUCACACCACGGAGGGCAGGAGUCCCUCGAUAGCAUGUAUCCAGCGCUCCCCGACCUGCACAUCGAGUAUCAAAAGCGGCUCGAGUGGGUCGAUCCCCGACCUCACCCCUUCAACCUGCCCGCGUCGGACGCGCUCGACACGGCCUGGGAGGACCUCCUCUACAGCCUCAACGUCCGCGUCCGCCCCCACGAGAUGGACCUCAUCAACGAGACCAUGGCCAACCGCGCCCGCGUCACGGGCGACGGGUACGCCGCCGCCAUGGGCAUCUGGCACGAGCUGCACUGCCUCAACAACCUGCGCAAGCUGCUGCACUGGGACUAUUACGGGCCCAAGUACGGCGGCAAGGAGAAUCCCGAGGCGUUUGGGAAGGGGCAUUCGGACCACUGCAUCGACAUGAUCCGCCAGUCGCUCAUGUGCAGGCCCGACACCUCGCUCUACCCCUUCCACUGGGGCCCGGACGGCAUCCCCAGCAACCACGUCAAGGCCAAGACCCCCAAGACCUGCGUCAGGUGGGACAGCCUGGAGAACUGGGCGCAAAAGAGGGCCCUGAGGCCCGGCGAGUACUCUUACGUCCGAGACCACUCUGCACAUCAGCAUGCAAAGAUGCAGGGGGAGAAGAAGCCAGCGUCCUCGUCAGGGGGUGGAGGGGCAGUGACAGGAAGAUGAGGACAUGUAUGAUAUAUUCUAUCGUCUUUGGUUUCAGCUCGCGGUGGGCUUGAAAUGAUGGGACUAACCAUCUGAGUUUGGCUUUGGUGCCUUGUUAUGGCAGCGUAUUCUCAGGAAUCAGGAUUUGGCAAGUUGCUGCUAUACAGGUUGUCCCUUGACAAACUCAAGUUUUUUUUCCCUCCUGCUCGCUUGUCCAGAUGUCAUGAGGUGACAAGGAGCCAAUGCAGUAGAUGUAUGCGUAAACAGAACACAGCCCGGGAAACAUGAACCUUGAGACCCAACUGGAG